CUUUAUGUUGAGAUCAUGAGAAAAUUACUUUGUCAUGUCGAGAUCUCGAGAAAAUUAAGCCAAGAACACAAGAAAACAAGGAAGAAAGAAAAAAUAAUAACGCAUGGCCUCUGAGGGCUUCCGUACUUAAUUGCUCAGUAAAGGGGGAAAACCCCGCCUCUGUUUUCACACGUGUCGAACUCCAUUUCCCAUGAUACUCCAGUUUGAAAGCUUCCGGGUGUUGAUAGCAACAUCGCUGUUGUCAGUCAGACAAAAGGCGAGACAGUCCGCCUCUCUGAUUGAACCCGAGCGAGCAGGGCCGGGGCAGGGCUGCAGAAAAAUAAAUGCAGGAUAUUCAAAUGUGAAAAAUAAACGGGAUUUUUUGUCGUCUGCACUCGGUGAAGUCAUUAAAUGGUCUGCGGGGCUGGGACGUUUGCAAUAUUCACACGUAGCCUAAAGGCCCUAAAUCUCGGUUAUAACAGGAAGUCUCGGUCAUUCCUUGAAACGCGUUACAGAAAGGACCUGACUGCAUGCACUGGUUAAAAUGUAGGUUUCAGCAGGCGAGAUGAAGUUGUGUGCGCUAGCAGCCGAGUUAGCGGGGAGAAAACGGCGAUAACAUCUCAUCUCACAAAGUUGACCAAGCCAAGUUAGCUCGUUAAUGCAGUCAUUUGAAGCCAGGGGUUGAUCAACUGAAAAACUGAGAUGGUGAGAUUCAGCCCACCUCCUGCAAUGACUGAUUAUUUCAACAAAAUUCACACAAGGAUGUCCCAGUACACAGACGAGCCGCGCUUCACCAUUGAGCAGAUCGAUCUGCUGCAGCGGCUGCGGCGGAGUGGCAUGACCAAGCCCGAGAUUGUCCAUGCACUGGACACACUGGAGCGUCUCGACCGAGAGCAUGGAGACAAGUUUGGGCGCCGUGGCUCUGCCUCUUCGUCCUGUGGCCCUGCUCCCUCGGUAUCUGACCCCGCCCCUUCACAUGGCACCAAUGAAAGCUCCACCUCCCACAUGGCCGUCUCUACUGCCACCACCUCUACGCAGACUCAGUUCCUGUCCCCGUCACCAAGCAACAGCUAUGCGACCUCACCACCUGUCUCACUGGUUGCUGUGACGCAGAAUGGGACGGCCAACGGGAAGCUGUCUCCACCCCGUUAUCCGUCAGGAAACGCGGCAGCGGCCGUGGCAGUGAGGCCAUAUGGGUUUGAUGGGGUGGAGGAAGAGAUGGACGUCGACGACAAGGUGGAGGACCUGAUGAGGAGGGACAGCAGUUUGGUGAAAGAGGAGAUCAAGGCUUUUCUGGCUAACCGGCGCAUCUCUCAGGCAGUGGUGGCCCAGGUCACAGGAAUCAGUCAGAGUCGGAUCUCCCACUGGCUCCUGCAGCAGGGAUCUGAUCUGAGUGAGCAGAAGAAGAGAGCCUUCUAUCGCUGGUACCAGCUGGAAAAGACCACUCCAGGUGCUACUUUGAACAUGCGUCCUGCCCCCAUGACCCUGGAUGAAAUCGAGUGGCGUCAGACUCCGCCCCCAAUAAGUUCAGCCACAGGCAGCUUCCGCCUACGCAGAGGCAGCCGCUUCACCUGGAGAAAGGAGUGUCUCGCUGUGAUGGAGAGCUACUUCAAUGACAACCAGUAUCCGGAUGAAGCCAAAAGAGAGGAGAUCGCCAACGCCUGCAAUGCUGUUAUACAAAAGCCAGGGAAAAAGCUGUCUGAUUUUGAGCGAGUGACGUCCUUGAAGGUCUACAACUGGUUUGCUAACCGUCGCAAAGAGAUCAAGAGGAGGGCCAAUAUUGGGUCUUUUUUCCAAGAAGCCACAAUCCUGGAGAGUCACGGAAUCGACGUGCAGAGCCCUGGAGGUCACUCCAACAGUGACGACAUCGACGGCAACGACUACACCGAGCAGAUACUCUGGUUUCCUCCCAACUCCCAAAAUAUCCUGGGUUGUGAGUUGCCCUACUUUGAGAAGAGACAGUUGGCCCGGCCGUUUGGUUUCUACAGGCUCGAGCCAACAUCGCCAACCCAGGAUGACAGCACUAACCACGCAGACCAUCAGGAUCCUAUCUCCCUUGCCGUGGAGAUGGCAGCUGUCAAUCACAGCAUCUUGGCCCUGUCUCGCCCAGGGGGCGUGGCCAGCGAUAUCAAAACAGAGGCGCUGGACGACGACUGAGGAGGGUCUGCUGAAUGGAGCUCUGUGUGUGUGUGUGUGUGUGUGUGUGUGUGUGUGUGUGUGUGUGUGCGCGCGCGCGUGUGUGUGGAGAAAUGGAUGCGUGCUAUUUUGUUUCCAGAGCAGAGGUCGACUCUUGUGAUGACUCCAUGCUGCUCAGACGUGGGUCACUCUCUUCCUCUGCAUCCUCUCAUUACACUGUAUCUGAAAAUGGCCAUCUAGUCCAGGUUCUAUUCCUCAGCCUGGGACUGUGUUUAAAAAACAAAAACAAAACAAAACCACAAAGGUCCUCAUGUUUUCUGGAAUCUUCCACAGUGUGGGGCCGCCACCUCCAGCCCUUCCUUUAACCUGACCCCAACCUUUACCUCAUUCCGCUCCAGGAGUGUCGUGCUUUUUGCGUUUCGUCCCUCAUCGGUGCUUCCUGGAAGUGGCGUUGUUUUUUCCACUGACGUGCAGGAGCUUUAUGCGGACAUUCGACGUCGGUGUGUGUGAGUAUGUGUGUGUGAAGCUUUGUAGGUGGAAAGCAAGAGUGUGUGUGCUGCAGAGCCCCGUGGCUGUGUACCAGACUUCUGCAUUGAGUGACAGCUCUGUGUAUUUAGGCGCUUGAACACUUUUAUUCCCUCCUAAAAUUGGCUUGUUUUUUUUUUAUUAUUAUUUUUACAUUUUUUAAUUUUGGAAUUGAUUUUAGUUCACGGUUCAAACAGCAAUCAGGUUAUUAAAUGUUUUUUUUUGUUUGUUUGUUUUUUUUGUGAUGGGGAGAGGUGAACUGAUAUAUAAAUGAGCAAAAGUGAAACUAAUAAGAUGUGGUUUUUAUAAAUGCCAAAGGAUGGAAACUUGGAGUCCCUUGGACUAUAAAGCGAUGGUCAGCUGAAAGCCUCGAAACACAAAAUUACCAUAUUGUCUGGAAUAUAAGGUGUAUGAUUUUCAUUAGAACCCUUAAAUAACCUUACACCAGAGGGUUUCCCAUUACAGAGAGGGUUCCUAGUAGAACACUAGGAAUAUUUUUGCAUUAAUGUUGACAUUUUAAUUUAUUUGAUUUUUAAAAAAAAUUCUAACAGAAUUCAGCACUGUUCUGUUACAUCCAUGAAACUAGGAGACGUUACAAAGCUCUGUGUAAAUUGCGUUUUAAGAAAUACAUCACUGAAAAGGGGAACCAUGCAUCAGACCAGAAAAUACAGUAAUGGUGUUUUCUGAUUUUAUUUCUUAAAUGUCCAGCUUCACCCAAAGUGGAUUGGAGUAAAUCCUUUCUUGGUUUUAGUAUUUAUUUUCUUGUUCUAUGUUCAUAUCUGGAGAUUUCUAAGUAAUAAGCUAAAUCUCAGUCAUGGCCUAAACACUUGUAAGUUCUUGUGCAAUGACAGCAGUAGAGCUGAAAUUAGAGAGAGAGAGAGAGAGAGAGAGAGAGAGAGAGAGAGAGACUGAGUGCUCUUAUCUUAACCCUAAACCUCAUAAUCUGGCCAGUGCAUCAUCAUUUCUUGAUGCUGUUUGAUUUCGUAAUGGUUUUGCAGUGUACAGAAAAGCUAAUAUGUUUCUGUUCUGCCACUUCAGGACUUCUGCUGUAGGCAUGUGCCGAUAAUCUUUUAGACAGUUGGAGAAAACUCUUAAUCGCGAUGUUUUAAACUUUUAUCAGCUGCGUUCCAUUGGUGAGCUAGGUAGCAUUUUUGUUUUUAAUAACAGCAGUCUUCUUGAAGUGUGUGUGUGUGUGUGUGUGUGUGAGAGAGAGAGAGACCUUCUCUCUGAAGGAAGUCCCAUCAUUCUGUUCUCAUCCUGUUUCUAUAUUCUUUUUGCCCUCAUUGACUUUCCCUUGGACUCUUGGACUUUUUUUAAAAAGCCAUUCCAUUACUGUACUAGCUCAAGUGAAGUUUAUUAGAAGACCUCUCGAAGGCAUGAGGGAUUUUAGUCAACAUGGAUCUAGACUUCAGAAGCAGAAUCUGCUGAGAAUCAUUUCACAGUUGUGGACAAAGCUUGUAUGCCAGAGCAAAUACAAUACAUCGAAUUAAGUGAUGUGAUUUUAUAAAAAUCAAACAUUUGUGUGUCAGUAAUCUGGUAUGCAAAUGAACCAAGCAUAAUGUUUCAUGAACGGUUGUGCUUACUUCCAAAGGCGAGUGUUUCCUAGUUUAAACUUCACUCAUCAUCGUUCCCGUCUUCGGCAGGCGGCUUGUAUUAGCAAUGCUCCGAUCCUACUUUUACUAUUUCUAAACGAUACUCAUCUAGGACCUCUUGGGUACCUGAUACUAACAGCCUUACAGUAACCGAGCGACUCUGUGCAAGCUUCGUUCCGCAAAACCUCACAGGCACGACAGCGGUGUGUGUAAAAACGUUUCUGUUGUAAAGUUUAUGUCCCGUGUUCGCAUUUCCAAUUCCGAUCCAGUGUUUCAGGGCAGUAUUGAAAUCAAUACUGAUACUCCGUAUCGGAUCGUUAGAUCACUAGCAGGCUAUCACGUAUAUAUCCGUAUCGGCACAUGCCUGGUCUGCUGUUGACUAACGCAGGCUCGGUACACUUUCCAAUAUGUAGCUAUUUUACUCAAUAAAAAAUAAAAUAAAAAAUCUAAAAUAUAAACUUUGUUAUAUUCAAUAUGAUUUUAUGAUUUGUCUUCUCUUUCCCAGUGUAAAAAAGCUGAGUGAUAUUUAUGAAAUGCAGAAUUAACUAAUCAAGGGUUCUUUUGUUUAUUUUUAUUUCAGUAGUUUUUUUUUUUUUUUUUUAAAGGAGCAGUCUUUCUGUGUGUCAAAUAUUUUCAAGCAUAUUUUGAAACAGAAAACAGAGCACCCCCUAUCAAAAGUAAAAGCAGUUCUUGAAGCCGCACGAGCAGUCGGUAACGGAAAACUGAAGCGGUGUUAUUGAUGCUGUUGGGGAAAAAAAUAUUUCAAAUUUAUUCUCUUGGCAUGUUAACUGAGCAGUUGAUGCUCAGGAUUCGGAAACUGGCUCUCUUGCAGUCCUGCGAUUUGAGCUUGCACCCUUCUGGUUAUUAGCAUGUAGCCUUUUUUCACUGAGCGCACAGUGUUUUUUGUUAUUGAAAUGUUUUCCCAGAAGCAGAUAAAUCAUACACGCUUCACUCUAAAUGCAUUCUACAAAAUCCUAGCUCGCAUGGUAUUACUCCUCACUUUUAGAGCUUCAACAAAUAACCUAAAUCAGGGUUUAGAAGCAGGAAAGUUAGCAUUGAUUGACAACGUAGAAAGCUAAGUGCUGUAGAAUAUAAUUUUGCUAAUAUACUUUUUAAUCAAAUAAUGGUUGCAUACUCUCUUCAAUCUUCUUAUUUUAUUUUAUUUGAAUUGGCGAGAUUCAAAAACAGUAGCGAUUUAUGCUCCCUGGUUAGACACCAGUGUUUUUAAUGUCACCAAAUUCUUAUAGUGCUUAGCUUAGUAUUAGCUUUCUGUAGCUAGCAAGAUACUCCUUUAACAUUAACACGUAUUUUUGUUAUAAGGCUAGCUCCACAGCAAUGAUUUAAAAACUUUAAAACGGAGUUUAGCUGACGAUGGCUUUCCAGUUGUUCUUUAGCUAGCUAGAUACAUACGUUAUAUGAUGACUUGCAUAAUAAUUUAAAGCUAGCAUUAGUCUUUUUCUUCAUUAUCUUAUCUAGCUGGACAUCAACGUUUCAGCAUCAUCCAAGAUCUUAAAUAAAUACUUGGCCAAUGUUGACUAGAGCACGGAGUAAUUUGCUCAGGUAGCUAGCUUUGUUUUGGUUGCGUAUCUGACCAAAUCAGUCAGAAUUUCUGCUCUAGGAAAACAGUUCAAUAACUAAAAGCUACCACUUAUAGUGUAUUUUUUUAUUUAUUUAGUUAUCCCCCCCAUGGCGUACUGCAGUGUAACUCUAACAUACACUGUGUUUAUGCUGAAAAACAGCACGAGUACUUGUGAUGUUGCAGCUUUUAAACACACACAAACACUGUGCCAAACUGUUAUCACCUUGACUGGGCUUUAUAAGCCAUACGUUAUGGAAAACAUAGUUCUCAGCUGCAACACACACUAGUAUUAUAUGUCAAUAUUUAGCUUAAAUCCUGAGUCCUUAAGGGUAAGCACUCAAUAAUAAAAAAAAGAAAAGAAAAAAAGGGGGUGCUUUGUAUUCCAGUCUUCAGGGUUCACAUUCAUCUGUCCAUAAACAUCUCCUCUGCGUAUAGUUUAUAUCGACAGUUCAAUAACAAUGUAUCGUAAAGAAUACACUAUAAUAAUAAAACUAUAAAUAAAUGUAUUGAUUUUAAGUAAGUUGGAUCUCAAUCAUUCUGUCCCAUUUAAGACUUUAGUGCCUUUUUUGGACAGUAGACUGUUCUGUAAUUAAACUGUAGUAUAUAUUAGCGUUUUUUGUACAGUUUCUUUGUUUAAGAUGACUUUUUUUAAAACUUGUGUUUAUUUUAGUAUUGUAUCUACUAGAGAAUAAAGGUAUAUUGAUGAA
Molecule: messenger RNA, 6518 nt
Organism: Ictalurus furcatus (blue catfish)
Lineage: Eukaryota; Metazoa; Chordata; Actinopteri; Siluriformes; Ictaluridae
Gene: hmbox1b
Product: homeobox containing 1 b
Exons: 13
Coding region: 682-2136 (484 amino acids)
Biological process (GO): positive regulation of DNA-templated transcription
Cellular component (GO): nucleus
Molecular function (GO): double-stranded telomeric DNA binding
Source: RefSeq, a predicted model, not a curated record